CCUAUCACUAGAUAAUCUACCAAGCAUUAAGUGUUUACAAAGAUACGACACUUACUGAGAACACCUGAAAAAUCUUCGCCUCUCGUUUGACGGAGUUUAAAAAGGUAAGGGCUCGGUAACUGUUCUUUCUCUCGAAUGCAAGAAAUUAUAGCUUCACUUGAACAAUUCUGGGAUGCAAAGUUUCAGAAGGACUAAUUUACCCGAAAGCGUUGUGUUUCAGUUGUUUGGCGCCCGCAGGGAAAUUUCAUCACAAAAAUCUAGGUUGAAGUUAACAAUGAAGUUUUGAAAACUUUCGUCAGCCGAAACGUGAUGUGAUUAUACAUACACAUGUACAGUUUGCUGAAAUUUAAGAAUUUUAUAAAUUUGAAAAUGGUUUGGUAAUAAGCUAUUGAUAACGACGAGACAGCUUAGUCACAUAGUUCAGUGCCAGUUUAACUACCAAAGAACUCAUCAGUUUUAAAAUAUUAAUGAUAAAAUGUACUCAAGAAUUUGCCGAGUGCAACUGGAGUAAUUUACAGAAAAAAAAGAGGGCUUUCCUUGCACGAUACGAGAAUGUUUCAAAAGUGUACAACAUUUUUGUUGCUUCGUGGUCAAGUGGUCUUUGAAAUUCCAAGGAAAAGGGUCUAACAAACCUAGACAGUGCUCUUAACGAGAUUGGAGGCAGCUUUUCCCGCAUCAACCGGUAAAACAUUAGUUUCUCUACAAGUUCUAAGCUUAAUAACAACACUUGUCUGUAGUUGAUCAACGAAGUCGGCUUAAAAUGUUUGAAGGUCUUUCUACGCUGAUUAUUUUGAAUGUUUUACGACUGCACGUGUACGUUUAAAGGCGUCGGUACUUGAUAAAACGUGAUCAAACAUGUAUCACAUAGAGCAAUUAAACCGAUGCACAGAUGGAAAGCGACUAAUAUAGUUAAAUGAAAGAAAUGAAAACGCAUUGCUAACUCAAUGCGUUGGGGUGUAAUCUAUGCCUGUGGUUUCAUCGGCACAUUGGCCAGAAGCUCUGAUGUGAAUUUAUCCAAUAUGCAUAAAACCUUGCCGGAAAUCAGAAAAAUCUUAAGCAAUCUUGUUUCAAGCUAAUAGAUUGAGAGAAUGAAAACGAACAGAGCAGUCCAUAUCUAUUGUCAAAAGUGGUAAUAAAAAGAUUACAGCAUGGAAACAAGCUUGAAAAGACAUGAACAUAUAAUGCUACCUGAGAAUAUUGCAAUGGUUGAUUGGUUUUCAUUUGUUUCAUUCUAUUCUGUUAACCAGAUUCACGAAUUAAUUUCUGUUGUUACACGAGGUCUUUUGUGAGUCAUGAUAGAUCGUCUGAGAGACACGACGUUUAGUUUGCAUUUGUUAGCCUAGCCGGAAGAUACCCCAGCCUCAUAAGAGCAGAAACUUCGAUUUUCGGGAAGGCGAACAAAUUUUCACACGACGCGUAAUUGGAUGGAUGAUGUUUGAGCUGACUCUAAACAUUAGCGGGUCACCAUGGUGAACUGAACAUGGUUCCUUUUCGUGACUGGAGCCGCACAAGCUUUUCAUAGCAUUUUACUUUUCUAUCUAUUCCUGAACUUGAUAAAUAGAGGUCGCGUUGUACAACGCAACUUCUAAAGUUAACAUCGUUGUAAAUAGAAAACGUUAAGUCGCCAACAGGGUGAACGACUCGAUCAAUAUUUUAAUUCUUAGAAACACGAGCUAAGAGUUUUCAGAGCUAAUAGAGAGCAAAUAUCGAUACCCCUCGUGUGAUUUUUUACACAAGCAAAACAGAUAUGCGCAGAUUUAAAACGUUCUAUUCUGUUCAGAAGCAGCCAAAGUUUAUAGACCUUUCCACCCACAGAAGCGAUCAACGUGCAACGUCUCCUUUCAAAGUCUAACUACUAUCAAGUAAACAGUUAACGAGAAUUAAGGAAAUUAUGAAAUGGAGAUAUUAAGUCGAUCUAGGUGGGACCUCCCACAAUUUAAAGCUAACGAAGUGUUUGGCACUCCAAGGAGAAUGUCUGUAUAGAUCUUGGGAGAGAGUCAUGAAAAAUUGCGUGCGUCACGACAGCCUGCGCAGCAGGAGACUCCGCUGUCCAAACUUCCACAAGACAGCCAGACACGCAAAGUACUUGGCGCACGCUGAAAGGCGUGAUUCUUCAUCGAUGUAUAUGCAGCGAAAUCAUAAUGCACACCAGUCUCUUGGUUACUCAGUAAUUUUCUUUUACUCUAAAGCGCGUUCAAUGAAAAGUCCUCGCUUUUGAGUAAAACUAAAACCAAAGGAUUUAAAAAGGCCUGUAAUUAAAACAAAGGUCGAUGUGACCCUGAUAUCACACGGAGCUAUUGUGAGCUUAAAAAAAAUUAAAAAGAAAAGCAAGGCAAAUACUGCUUGGAGCGGGGGAAAACGCGAGUGACCACGCAGGGUCAGUUUUGAAUCUGAUUGGAUGAGAGGAUAGUUUAUCUAUUUUUGACCAAUCACCGAGUGAAGAGGGGAAACCAAUGCGAUCCAGGAUUACUUUUAACUCAUAGUCAAAAAUGUUCGUCAUCAGAAGUCUAUAAACUAACUAUUGUUUUCAUAUUUGUCGCCAGGAAUCAUUCAGCGUAGGAUCGUGCCUUUGGAUACGUUGAUUCGCUUUAAGCAACGAAGAACACGAUUUGAAACAUUGCUCUUAGAUUUGAUUUGAGCAAUGAACAAUUCUUCUGUUCAACCGACAAAGAUUCUAAAUCAGGAUCUGUCUUGUUCUGAUGCAGUGACCACGUUAUUUACAGUACUUCUUUCCAUUGUAACACUAGCGGCUUUUAUUGGAAACUUCGUUGUUAUAGUAUCCUUCAUCAAAACCACGAGCCUUAAAACUAGUACUAACUAUUACAUAGUCAACAUGGCAGUGUCAGACCUUUUCUGCGCAUGUUUCAACUGGCCGCUGUUCGCAGCUGAGGGGAUGUUAACAAGUCGACAAUUUAUCAGUGAUCAUUUGGCUUCAGUUGUUUGCAAACUGGGAAUGUACUUCAGAGGAAUAUCACAAGUGGUGUCGGUUUUGAGCUUGGUUCUUAUCUCUGUGGACAGAUAUGUGGCUAUUGUAUUCCCAUUAAAGAUCAUAGUGUUGGAUCGUAGAGGAGUACGACUUGCUUUCUUGACUCUCACCUGGAUUAUACCGAUAGUUUGUGGUUUCCCGUAUGUUAUUUAUACCGAAGUUGUCAAAGUCGACGAUAAAACUUUCUGCAGAACUGUUUGGAGCAGAUUGCUGAGAGUAGUCUUUAACUUUAUAGGUUUUGUCGUAUUUUAUUGUGCGCCAAUUUUUGUAAUGACAAUCCUUUAUGCUCGCGUUAUAAAAACUGUUAGGAAUCGUCCAGAUACAGCAGAUAAGACACAAGACCAGAUGAACAGCAAGAGACAAAAACAGCAUCAGAAGAUCACGAAAAUAUUAAUAUCGAUUGUUGCGGCAUUUUUCGUCUGUUGGACGCCACUUUGUAUAUAUCUGUCGCUGAAAAUGUUCCAUCCGGAUCUCAUCGCGAAAGACAAAUGUUUGGUUUUUGUGGCUCUGUUUUUCUAUUUGUUUCCAUCUUUUAGUACAGCAAUCAACCCUGUCAUUCUGUUUCUUUUUAGUUCAAAUUACCGCCAGGCAUUGACGAACAUGAGCCUUCAGGUGUACUACUUCUUUAACAAAAAAUUUCGCGUGCUUGGACAUGCAAAUAGGCGUGUCGGAUCAUCGCACGGGCUGGACAAUGUUGUUUUGACUGCAUAUGUCCGUGGAGAAACUGCUUCUACCAUUUGUGUUAAAUCUUAGUGAAAUCCCGUCUAGAGUUCGAUCCUUGUAACACCCAAUGAUUAAUAUCAUUAUGCAAUUUCAACCCACUAUCUCUUGAUUGGCCGUAAGCAUACUGGGAAUUCUCGAAAUCAGCGCCUGGGACGUCAUCCACCUGCAGAUUACACAUGUUAUCUAGCUGCAGAUUAUCCUAUGGACCCUUAAGGUCAUGGGUAAUCAUGUCAUGUAUAACCGCGGUGCAUGAUUUCUAAGGAUAAUCAUGUCAAAUACGCGUACUUUCUGUUGCUCACUGAUUUGCAUGUUUUUAC
Pocillopora meandrina is the source of this 4026-nucleotide messenger RNA. The record is from the annotation of a GenBank genome assembly. NCBI's taxonomy places the organism in Eukaryota, Metazoa, Cnidaria, Anthozoa, Scleractinia, Pocilloporidae.